GACUGCCACAUCAAGCGGCCGAUGAACGCCUUCAUGGUGUGGUCCCGCGGCCAGCGGCGCAAGAUGUCGCAGGACAACCCGCGCAUGCACAACUCGGAGAUCUCGAAGCGGCUCGGCGCCGAGUGGAAGCUGCUGACCGAGGAGGAGAAGCGGCCCUUCAUCGACGAGGCCAAGCGACUCAGAGCGUUGCACAUGAAGGAGCACCCCGACUACAAGUACAAGCCCCGGAGGCGGCCGAAACUCACCGCCACAAGCGGAAGAAGCGAGCCCAGGUUCCCGAUGUGCUUCCCGGAGCUGGAGCGAGCGCCGUUCCCGGAGCUGGAGCGGGUUGCCGUUCGGGCGUCGCCGGAGCGGAGAGCGGGCGCCACCGCGAGUCGCGAGGAGUCGGACGAGGAGAUUGACGUUACGAAUGUGGCCGACGUCGGUGACGCGCCCGUGGAUCUCUCCACCUCGACGGAGGUCGGUCCCCAUGGUUAG
Pollicipes pollicipes is the source of this 477-nucleotide messenger RNA. RefSeq names its product transcription factor SOX-21-like. Gene Ontology annotation, molecular function: DNA-binding transcription activator activity, RNA polymerase II-specific; RNA polymerase II cis-regulatory region sequence-specific DNA binding. Gene Ontology annotation, biological process: positive regulation of transcription by RNA polymerase II; cell differentiation. The record is from RefSeq and is a predicted model, not a curated record. Gene Ontology annotation, cellular component: nucleus. The transcript is spliced from 4 exons. The coding region runs from base 22 to 477 and encodes 151 amino acids. Lineage: Eukaryota; Metazoa; Arthropoda; Thecostraca; Pollicipedomorpha; Pollicipedidae.